Messenger RNA from Rhagoletis pomonella (apple maggot), 497 nucleotides. RefSeq lists its product as uncharacterized. The record is from RefSeq and is a predicted model, not a curated record. The annotation marks the transcript as partial. The transcript has a single exon. Lineage: Eukaryota; Metazoa; Arthropoda; Insecta; Diptera; Tephritidae.
AUUCUUGUAAACACUCGUAUCAGAUCCGUUGUAAUUGCAAUUGAAUUUCUUAUUUACUCGUUCAAACUAUAAUAAUUACAACUAAUAACGCUCAAUGCUAUGCAGUUUAACUCAGGGAAUCGAAGUGAAUAGCACACGGAAGUAAUUCGUUAUUAUUCAAACGCAAAGAAACUAAAGCCAUGAAAAAACAAAAAUGUUUGCUGUUAGAAAUCUGCAUUUUGCUUGGAGUGUUUACACUUGCCUCCACUGAAGUUGUAGAUAUUAAACCAUGUGGCGAUGUCGACGCUUGCACUGUACACGAGGCACGCAUCACUCCUUGCCCAGAGGCUCUGGAACAUAAGGCAUGCCGUGUGAGUCGUCGUCGCGGGGUCAGCGAAAUGUCCUUCGACUUUACGCCCAAUUUUGCUGCAGAGACAUUGGAAGCCGGCUUGGCUUGGCAGAAGAGCGCCACACAGGACUUGCCGUUGAUCACCAUGGAUAAGAAUGCUUGCAAGUAU